AUGAGUUCCAACUCUUGGAGCAGCGAGGAUGACGAAAUUUUAAUAGAUUUCGUUCGAAACCACGAAGCAAUAUAUAAUAUAAAAAGUAAAGACUAUAGAAAAAGUCAAUUAAAACAGAAUUGGUGGCGUGAAAUUGGAGAAAUAUUAAAUAAAACAGCUUCCGAUUGCUCCAAAAGAUGGUGCUACAUACGAGACUAUUAUAUUCGACGUAGAGGAAAACCAGGUACUGGUUCAAGCGGAGAAGCAGCAAAGAAAAGAUCUGAUCUCCUGUCAUUCUUGGACAGCCUUCCUUCAUCCCAAAGAGGCAGUAUUACUAAUGUUGUAGAUGAAAACAUAGGAGAUAGUAGUGUGAAAAUGGAAAACACUCAUGAUAUCAGCGAAGGAAUACAAACCCCAGAAGACGGAACUAAAAUAAUGGAAAAUACUCACAACAGCGAAGAAACACUAUCAAACACUCAGGGAAAAGAAGAUAUUCACAAAGAAAAUAAAGCUAAAAGCAGCGAUAAGAAACGGAAACAUAUACAUACACACAGUCAAGAACGUCUAAACCUACUUAAGAAAAUUGUUGAUCGGAAUUAUACUCAAAGUGGAUUAGAUGAAAACGAUCUGUUUUUUGGUUCAAUGGCAAAAAUAGUUAAGAGGCUGCCACCUUACGAACAAGUUCAAUUGAGAUUACAAAUAGGAUCGUUAGUUGGUAAUGCUGAAUUACGCCAAAUUUCAAUCAAGUCACCUCAAGACUGUGCGUUAUCUCCAAGACUUGUUGUUUAAACCAAACUUGAUACAACAAUUUAAACCAAAAUUGAUAACUUUAAUGUUUUUUUUUCGAAAUAAUUAUCGGAAGUUGUAACUGACGCGUUUCACUUUUUGUGAUGAUUUUCUCACUAAUGAAGAUUAAAAUUCACAAUAAACAGUAAGAUUUGUAGUUUUAAGUUGUAUCCAUUAGUUCUUAAUUUGCAACAGCACUUUACUAAUUUAUAAAACAGUCAACAUCCAAAAUUUCGUGAAAAAUUAGGUAAUAGGUAUCUGGCGAUCUUGAUCAAUUAGGUAUAUUUGUUUCUUAAUAUGCAACUUAUCAAAAAUGAAAUAGUUUUUAUCAGUUUCAUAAAACAUUGUAAAAUUAUUUUGUGAUAGGCUUUUAUAUUUUUUUCUGUUUUCCAUUGCUUCACAUCCUACUCUGUGACUAAUUUAAUUAAGGUACCAAAACUAUCUAUCUAAUCAUUAUUUUUAAUUGAUUAAUCAUAUAUUUUAAAUUGUUUUUAAUUUAUAAUAUUAUAAUAGGUUUUAAUUGAUAAUAGUUGAAAGUGAUUUUAUUUAUAGUCAAAAAAUACUAGUAUCAGAUUUGUAAAACCUGCAAUUAAACAUUUUAAUAUACCUAAAUAAUCUGUAA
Messenger RNA from Helicoverpa zea (corn earworm), 1387 nucleotides. RefSeq lists its product as uncharacterized. The transcript has 2 exons. The record is from RefSeq and is a predicted model, not a curated record. Bases 1 to 768 code for a protein of 255 amino acids. Gene Ontology annotation, cellular component: transcription regulator complex; nucleus. Gene Ontology annotation, molecular function: DNA binding. Gene Ontology annotation, biological process: regulation of transcription by RNA polymerase II. Lineage: Eukaryota; Metazoa; Arthropoda; Insecta; Lepidoptera; Noctuidae.